Carassius gibelio (silver crucian carp) is the source of this 10473-nucleotide messenger RNA. RefSeq lists its product as uncharacterized. Gene Ontology annotation, molecular function: protein binding. The transcript is spliced from 45 exons. Bases 334 to 9624 code for a protein of 3096 amino acids. Lineage: Eukaryota; Metazoa; Chordata; Actinopteri; Cypriniformes; Cyprinidae. The record is from RefSeq and is a predicted model, not a curated record.
AUUCGUAAAGGCAAGAAACCAUUCUACAUGUGCUUUGUUACUGGUGCUCAUGAGCCUUGUACUAGUACAUUUUUUUAUUUAUUGUUAGUAAAUCCUUUUAUAAAUGCAUUACUUUUUUUUUCAUUUAUAAAAAGUAUUUUGUUUUAAUUUAGGCUGUUGUUUUAUGAUGCAAUAUCAAAGGAUUUUUUCAGGUUGAGCUAACUUGUGUUGAGCUGUUUGGAAUGGCUGUUCAGCUGCAGUAGGUCUAUGUCAGAGGAGCGCAGAAAGGACUCACUCUAGAAAGGUGAGUGAACAAAGGUCAUACUGAGCAGCUGACUGUAUACAAGCUGCAAUAUGUCAGAGGAGCGAGGAAAUGACUCGCCGUCUGAGAUGCGUCUCUCUUUAAAACAGAGCUCUGUGUCUGGUGGCAUGCCGAACUUCAGUGAGAAAAAAAAGUCAUCUACCAAAAGUGUAGUAUCAGGCUCACUUGUAUCCAGCUCUGUGUCUGUGACGAGUGACCAAUCAAGACGUGAACCACUGAACUUCAGUGACAAAAAAUCACCAUCUGCCGGAAGUGUAGUAUCAGGCUCACUUGUAUCCAGCUCUGUGUCUGUGACGAGUGACCAAUCAAGACGUGAACCACUGAACUUCAGUGACAAAAAAUCACCAUCUGCCGGAAGUGUAGUAUCAGGCUCACUUGUAUCCAGCUCUGUGUCUGUGACGAGUGACCAAUCAAGACGUGAACCACUGAACUUCAGUGACAAAAAAUCACCAUCUGCCGGAAGUGUAGUAUCAGGCUCACUUGUAUCCAGCUCUGUGUCUGUGACGAGUGACCAAUCAAGACGUGAACCACUGAACUUCAGUGACAAAAAAUCACCAUCUGCCGGAAGUGUAAGAUCAGGCUCACUUGUAUCCAGCUCUGUGUCUGUGACGAGUGACCAAUCAAGACGUGAACCACUGAACUUCAGUGACAAAAAAACACCAUCUGCUGGAAGUGUCAGACCAGGCUCAAUUGUAUCCAGCUCUAUGUCUGUGAAGAGUGACCAAUCAAGAGAUCCACCACUGGACUUCAGUGACAAAAAAACACAAUCUGCCAGAAGAACAUUAGAUUCAGACUUCCAGACUCACAGUAACCACAAGAAUUUCAAAGACAAUCUCUUAGGGAUUUUCCAGGAGCUUGAGAACAAAAUAAUAAAUUUCCUGAAGAAUGAGCUUGAACGAUUUAGGAAAAUAUUACAAAAGGACGGCACACAAGAGAAAGACUUUGUGAAGGACUUUAAUGAGAAUAAAUGUAGUAUCAAAGAAGCAGCUCUUGAGCUCACACUCUGUUUCCUGAGGGAGAUGAAGCAACAUGAAGCUGCUGAUACUCUAGAAGAUGAUCUCAUUUUCAUUCAUCAGCUAAAAUGUAGCCUAAAGAAUAAGUAUCAAUGCGUGUUUGAAGGAAUUGCAAAACAAGGAGACUCUACACUUCUAAAAAACAUCUACACAGAUCUCUAUAUCACUCAGGGUUGUAGUGAACAGGUCAAUAUUGAACAUGAGGUAAGACAGAUUGAAGUUACUUCCAGGCGUCAUGAAUCACAAGAGAUACCAGUUGAAUGCACAAAGCUGUUUGAAGCACCUGAAAAAGACAAGCAGAUCAGAACUGUACUGACAAAAGGAGUUGCUGGCAUCGGAAAAUCAAUCUCGGUCCAGAAGUUUAUUAUGGACUGGGCUGAAGGAAAAGAAAAUCAAGAUAUCAGUUUUAUGUUUCCUCUUCCAUUCAGAGAGAUGAACCUAAAGGAGAAAGAAAAACUAAGUUUAAUGGACCUUAUAACUCAGUUUUUUCCAGAGACUAAAGGACUUAACCUUACAAGAAGAAAUAGAUUUAAAGUCCUGUUCAUCCUUGAUGGACUGGAUGAAUGUCGUCUUCCUCUAAACUUUGGUGGUAAUGUGACACGGGCUGAUAUAUUAUCACCAUCCUCUCUGGAUGUUCUCCUGACGAACCUCGUCAAUGGAAAUCUUCUUCCUUCUGCUCUCAUCUGGAUCACCACCAGACCAGCAGCUGCCAGUAAGAUUCCUCCUGACUAUAUAGACCGGCUGACAGAGAUACGAGGAUUCAGUGAUACACAAAAGGUGGAGUACUUCAAAAAAAGAUUCACAGAUGAGAAUCAGGCCAAAGAAAUUAUUGAUCAUGUAAAAAAAUCCAAGAGUCUAUUUAUCAUGUGCCACAUUCCAGUCUUCUGCUGGAUUUCAGCGACAGUUUUUCAAAACAUUUUAGAGGAGAAAAGAAAAAACCUGAAAAACAAUGAGGCUGGUGACUCCUCUAAAACACUGCAGGAAUCAAACGCUGAAGACACUCCCAAGACUCUGACACAAAUGUACACACACUUUCUACGCUUUCAGAUCCAGCAGAGCAGAAAAAAGUAUGAUGGAGAAUACACACCAGAUGUCUCCUGGGAUAAAGAUGCCAUCCUUUCAUUGGGGAAACUGGCAUUUCAUCAGCUGGAAAAAAACAACCUGAUCUUCUAUGACACAGAUCUGGAAGCCUGUGGUAUUAAUGCCUCUAAAGCAUCAGUGUAUUCAAGCAUGUGUACCCAGAUCUUUAAGGAGGAAAGAGGGAUCAUCGUUGGCACCAUGUACUGUUUUGUUCACUUGAGCAUUCAAGAGUUUAUCGCAGCCCUUUAUGCACAUCUUUUUCUAGACAAAAACAAAACAAGUGUAUUUGCUCAAGAUUCUACAGAACAGGCAAACAAAAAUGAAGCCAUGGUUGAUUUGCUCAAGACUGCAGUGGACAAGGCACUUGAGAGUGACAAUGGACAUCUGGACCUUUUCCUUCGUUUCUUUCUCGCUCUGUCACUCCAGUCCAAUCGACAACUCUUACGAGGACUGUUGACACAGCAAGACUGCAAUGAACAGGACUACAAGGAAAUAGUUCAGUACAUCAAGCUGAAAUUAGAAGAUAAUCCGUCUCCAGAGAGAUCCAUUAAUCUGCUUUACUGUCUGAAUGAAAUGAAUGACCAAACUCUGGUGGAAGAAAUUCAGAACCAUCUUAGCAAAGGAAGUCUCUCAUCUGGUGACCUCUCACCUUCUCAGUGGUCUGCUUUGGCUUUUGUGUUGUUGACAUCAGAUGAGGAGCUGGAGGAGUUUGAACUUCAGAAAUUCAAGAAAUCAGAUGAGUGUCUCAUUAGACUAUCAUCUGUCAUCAGAACCUCCAAAAGAGCUCUACUAAAUGAUUGUAACUUAACAGAAAAAAGCUGUCCAGCUCUUGCUACACUUCUUGGAUCAGAUAACAGUCUGAAAGAGCUGAACAUAAACAAUAAUAAUCUGCAAGAUUCAGGAGUGAAGAAAAUCUGUAGUGGACUGAAGAUGUUAAAGUGUGAAUUGGAGAUACUGAGACUUUCAAACUGCAGUUUCACUGAAGAAGGUUAUAAAGCUCUGGCUUUAGCUCUGAGAUCAAACCCUUCACACCUGAUAGAGCUAGAUCUGGCAGGAAAUGAUCCUCGACAAUCAGGAGUGAAUCAGCUCACUAAUGUGCUCAAGAAUGGAUACUGUAAAUUAAAGAUACUCAGGCUAAAUGAUUGUAAUUUAACAGACAAAUGCUGCUCAGUUCUGUCUAAACUUCUUGGAUCAGAAACUAACCUGAAAGAGCUGAACAUGAACAAUAAUAAUCUGCAGGAUUCAGGGGUGACUUAUCUCUGUACUGGACUGAAGAAUAAGAAGUGCAAAUUAGAGAUACUGAGGCUUUGUAAGUGUGACCUGACAGAGAAAAGCUGUUCAGAUCUUGCUUCAGUUCUCAAUUCAGACUCUAGCAGUCUGAAGGAUCUUGACCUGAGCAACAACGAUCUGCAUGAUUCAGGAGUAAAGCUGCUCUCUGAAGGACUGAGAGAGAAAUGUAAACUACAGAAACUCAGAUUUUCAAACUGCAGUAUCACUGAAGAAGGCUAUAAAGCUCUGGCUUCAGCUCUGGGAUCACAUCCUUCACACCUGAUAGAGCUGGAUCUCACAGGAAAUGAUCCUGGAGAAUCAGGAGUGAAGGAGCUCAUUGAUUUACUACAGGAUGGAAAGUGUACAUUAAAAAACAUCAGGUUUCUGAAAUGUCCUGGUGCACUGGAAGUGUGUGAGUAUCUCACUGAUGUUCUGGGUAAAAGUCCAUUAAUACUGAAAGAACUGGAUCUAAGUGGAGAUAUAUUAGAAGAUCUCGAUGGGGAGAAGUUCUCUCUUCUUUUGAUGGACUCUCAUAGCAAGGUCGAGAACAUUAAUGUGAAUGAUUGUGAGCUGACAGAAAAAAGCUGUUCAGUUCUAGCUACUAUUCUCUCCUCCAAAACCAUCAUGAAAGAGGUUAACCUGAACAACAGCCAUCUGCUGGAUUCAGGAGUCAAAGAGAUCUGUGAGGGACUGAAGAAUCCUGUGUGUGAGUUAAAGAUACUCAAACUCUCUAACUGUAGCAUAACAGAGAAAGGUUAUAAAGCUCUGGCUUCAGCUCUGAGAUCAAACCCUUCACAUCUGAUAGAGCUGGAUCUGACAGGAAAUGAUCCUGGAGAAUCAGGAGUGAAGGAGCUCACUGAUUUACUACAGGUUCCAAACUGCCAACUGAAGACACUGAGGUUUUUGGGUCCUGCUGCAGAUGAAGCCUGUCAGUAUGUGACAGGAAUUGUGGGUGAAAACCCACUACUCCUGAGAGAACUGAAUCUGCAAAAACGUAAACUAGGAGACACACGAGUGAAACAGAUCGCUGUUCUACUGCAGGAUAAACACUGUAAACUUAACACAUUGACGCUGAAUAAUAACAGGAUCUCAGCAGAAGGUUUUGCUACUCUGACUUCAGCAUUGAAUUCAAAUCCUUCAAACCUGAUAGAGCUGGACCUGAGUGGGAAUAAACUAGGAAAUUUAGGAGUCUGGUCGCUGUUGAAUAAUCCUCAGUGCAGAUUGGAGAAACUGAAACUUUCAAACUGCAGUAUCACUGAAGAAGGUUAUAAAGCUCUGGCUUCAGCUCUGAGAUCAAACCCUUCACACCUGAUAGAGCUGGAUCUCACAAGAAAUAAUCCUGGACAAUCAGGAGUGAAGGAGCUCAUUGAUUUACUACAUGAUGGACAGUGUACAUUAAAGACUGUCAGGUUUUUGAAAAGUCCUGCUGCCCAAGAAGCAUGUGAUCAUCUCACUGAAGUUCUGGGUAAAAAUCCAUUAUUAUUGAAAGAACUGGAUCUGAGUGAAAAUAAAUUAGGAAAGCUAUAUUGGGAAAAGCUCUCUGCUCUUUUGGUGGACUCUCAUAGCAAAGUGGAGAAAAUUAUACUGAAUAAUUGUAAGCUGAAAGAGAAAAGCUGUUCAGCCCUAGCUACUAUUUUCUCCUCCAAAACCAUCCUUAAAGAGGUGAACCUGAACAACAGCCGUCUGCCGGACUUGGGACUCAAAGAGAUCUGCGAGGGACUGAAGAAUCCUGUUUGUCAGCUGAAGAUACUCAAACUUUCAGACUGCAGUAUCACUGAAGAAGGUUAUAAAGCUCUGGCUUCAGCUUUGAAAUCAAACCCUUCACACCUGAUAGAGCUGGAUCUCACAGGAAAUGAUCCUGGGCAAUCAGGAGUGAAGGAGCUCACUGAUUUACUACAGGAUCCAAACUGUCAACUGAAGACACUGAGGUUGUUACAGAAUCCUUCUGCAGUUGAAGCAUGUCAGUAUGUGACUGAAGUUGUGGGGGAAAACCCAUUACUCCUGAGAGAACUGAAUCUGAGUGGACAUGAACUAGGAGACGAACAAGUGAAUCAGAUUGCCGCUCUACUGCAGGAUAAACACUGUAAACUCAAGAAGCUGAUGAUGCGUUAUUGUGGUAUAACAGAGAAAAGCUGUUCAGCUCUUACUUCAGUCCUGAGAUCAAACUCCAGUUUGGAAGAGGUGGACAUUAGCAACAAUAAUCUGCAGGAUUCAGGAGUGAAGAAACUCCUGAAUGGGUUGGAAAAUACAAACUGCACACUGAAGAAACUAAGGCUUUCAGACUGCUGUAUCACUGAAGAAGGUUAUAAAGCUCUGGCUUCAGCUCUGAAAUCAAACCCUUCACACCUGAUAGAGCUGGACCUCACAGGAAAUGAUCCUGGACAAUCAGGAGUGAAGGAGCUCACUGAUUUACUACAGGAUCAAAACUGUCAACUGAAGACACUAAGGUUUUUGGGUCCUGGUGCAGAUGAAGCCUGUCAGUAUGUGACAAGAAUUAUGGGUAAAAGCCCAUUACUCCUGAGCAAGCUGCAUCUGAGUGAAUGUGAACUAGAAGACACACAAGUGAAUCAGAUCGCUGCUCUACUGCAGGAUAAACACUGUAAACUCAAGAAGAUAAUGCUAAAUAAUAACAGGAUCUCAGUAGAAGGUGUUGCUACUCUGACUUCAGCAUUGAAUUCAAAUCCUUCAAACCUGACAGAGCUGGAUCUGAGUGGGAAUAAAAUAGGAAACUCUGGAAUUCAGAAGAUCUGUCCUCUGUUGAAUAAUCCUCAGUGCAGAUUGAAGACACUGAAACUUUCAAGCUGCAGUAUCACAGAAGAAGGAUAUAAAGCACUGGCUUUAGCUCUGAGAUCAAACCCUUCACACCUGAUAGAGCUGGAUCUCACAGGAAAUGAUCCUGGACACUCAGGAGUGAAGGAGCUCACUGAUUUACUACAGGAAGGUUGCUGUAAAUUGAAGAACAUCAGGUAUUUCAAAAGUCCUGAUGCAGAAGAUGUGUGCCAGUAUAUUACUGAAAUUCUGGGUAAAAGUCCAUUAUUACAGAAAGAACUGGAUCUGAGUGAAGAUAAAUUAGAAGAUCUGGAUUGGGAGAAGUUCUCUGCUUUUUUAAUGGACACUCAUAGCAAAGUGGAGAAAAUUAUGCUGAAUAAUUGUAAGCUGACAGAGAAAAGUUGUUCAGUUCUAGCUACUGUUCUCUCCUCCAAAACCAUCCUGAAAGAGGUGAACCUGAACAACAGCCAUCUGCCGGACUCAGGAGUCAAAGAGAUCUGCAAGGGACUGAAGAAUCCUGAUUGUGAGCUGAAGAUACUCAAACUUUCAGACUGCUGUAUCACUGAAGAAGGCUAUAAAGCUCUGGCUUCAGCUCUGAGAUCAAACCCUUCACACCUGAUAGAGCUGGAUCUCACAGGAAAUGAUCCUGGAGAAUCAGGAGUGAAGGAGCUCACUGAUUUACUACAGGAUCCAAACUGUCAACUGAAGACACUGAGGUUUUUGAGAACUUUUGCUGCAGAUGAAGCCUGUCAGUAUGUGACAGGAAUUGUGGGUAAAAACCCUCUACUCCUCAGAGAACUGAAUCUGAGUGAAUGUGAACUAGGAGAUACACGAGUAAAUCAGAUUGCUGCUCUACUACAGGACAAACACUGUACACUCAACACACUGACGCUGUGUGGAUGCAGUAUUACAGAGAAGCAAUGCCUCAUCCUGACAUCAGCUCUGAAAUCAAACCCAUCACACCUGAGACAACUGAACCUCAGUGGGAAUAAAAUAAAGAACACAGGAGUGAUGCACAUAUGUGAUCUCCUGAAUGAUUUCCACUGUAAACUGGAGAGAUUGAGGUUAAGAUACUGCAAUAUGACAGUUGAAGGUUGUUCUGCUGUGACUUCAGCUCUGAAAUCAAACCCAUCACACCUGAGGGAGCUGGACCUAAGUGGCAACAACCUAAAAAACUCAAGGCAAAAAACACAUUUGUAUGAUGUACUGAAGGAUUCACACUGUAAAAUGAAAAAAAUGAGGUUCACAAGAUGUGACAUGAAAGAUGAAGAUUGUUCUGUUCUGACGUCAGCUCUGAAAUCAAACCCAUCGCACAUUAGAGAGCUGAACUUAAGUGGGAAUGUAUUAGGACAAUUGGGAGUAACAACCCUCAGUGAUGUACUGAUAAACCCACAAUGCAAGCUGGAGAAACUAGAUCUGUGCGAAUGCAGUAUUACAGAGGAACUGUGUCUCAUCCUGACUGAAGCUCUGAAAUCAAACCCAUCACACCUGAGAAAGCUGAACCUCAGUGGGAAUCAACUAGGAGACUCUGCUGUUGAAAACCUUGGGAUUCUAUUAGGAAGUUCACAAUGCAAGCUGGAAAAACUAUAUCUGUGCGGAUGCCAAAUUACAAAGAAACACUGCAUCAUCCUGACUCCAUCCCUGUGUUUAAACCUUUCACACCUGAGAGAGCUGGACCUCAGUCAGAAUAAAAUCGAGAACAAAGGAGUGAAGAUCUUGAGUGAAAUACUGGAUAAUUCACGGUGUCAGCUGAAGAAAUUGAGUCUAAAUGACUGUGGAAUUACAGAUGUUGCACAUUUAACUGAUUCUUUGGACAAGACUAAAGCGUUGACAUCUUUAAAAGAACUUGAUUUGAGUAACAAUAAUAUAGGAUCCUCGAAAAAUCAGCUCAUUUAUGUGCUACAAGACUCAAACUGUAAUCUGAGCCUGGAGAAAAAACAUUGGCGCAGCGGGAGCGCUCGUGUAAAUAUCAUUAGUAGUAUUGCUGGAUGGUUAACUGGUUCAACUGGUCCUUUGAAAUCAAUAGAACAAGAAAUGUCAUCAUCAGAUGAGGAGUCCUCUGAAUGUCCUCACUAUACAACUGUUAUAAAUGAAGCUCAAGAGGAACCUGUAGAAUUAACUGUACAAGAAACGUCAUCAUCAGAUGAGGAGUCCUCUGAAUGUCCUCACUAUACUACUGUUAUAAAUGAAGCUCAAGAGGAACCUGUAGAAUUAACUGUACAAGAAACGUCAUCAUCAGAUGAGGAGUCCUCUGAAUGUCCUCACUAUACAACUGUUAUAAAUGAAGCUCAAGAGGAACCUGUAGAAUUAACUGUACAAGAAACGUCAUCAUCAGAUGAGGAUUCCUCUGAAUGUCCUCACUAUACUACUGUUAUAAAUGAAGCUCAAGAGGAACCUGUAGAAUUAACGGUGCAAGAAACGUCAUCAUCAGAUGAGGAGUCCUCUGAAUGUCCUCACUAUACUACUGUUAUAAAUGAAGCUCAAGAGGAACCUGUAGAAUUAACUGUACAAGAAACGUCAUCAUCAGAUGAGGAGUCCUCUGAAUGUCCUCACUAUACUACUGUUAUAAAUGAAGCUCAAGAGGAACCUGUAGAAUUAACGGUGCAAGAAACGUCAUCAUCAGAUGAGGAGUCCUCUGAAUGUCCUCACUAUACUACUGUUAUAAAUGAAGCUCAAGAGGAACCUGUAGAAUUAACGGUGCAAGAAACGUCAUCAUCAGAUGAGGAGUCCUCUGAAUGUCCUCACUAUACUACUGUUAUAAAUGAAGCUCAAGAGGAACCUGUAGAAUUAACGGUGCAAGAAACGUCAUCAUCAGAUGAGGAGUCCUCUGAAUGUCCUCACUAUACUACUGUUAUAAAUGAAGCUCAAGAGGAACCUGUAGAAUUAACGGUGCAAGAAACGUCAUCAUCAGAUGAGGAGUCCUCUGAAUGUCCUCACUGCAGUACCGUUAUAAAUGAAGCUCAAGAGGAAGCUGUAAAAUUAACGGUACAAGAAACGUCAUCAUCAGAUGAGGAGUCCUCUGAAUGUCCUCACUAUACUACUUUUAUAAAUGAAGCUCAAGAGGAAGCUGUGAAAUCAACAGAACAAGAAACGUCACCGUCAGAUGAAGAAUCCAUAGAAGGUGAAACAGAGAUGGGAGACGAGGCUAGUGAGUGCUCAGAUGUGGUGAAUUGGCUGGAUAUAAAUCCAUAGCAUCAGGCCUUCAUCAUAAUGAUGCUUGGAUUAAACUCAUCCAUAAUGCAACACUUCAAAUAUUGCUAAUCAUGAUUGUGAUUGUAAUUUAGCACUUAAAUUAAAUUAAAGUGAAAUAAAUUAUCAUAAAUAUAGGAGCCUGAUAAAAAUCCUAAUUUUAGAUGAAAAUUCAAAUGGCACUUAGAGGCUUUUACAUCUGAACUCUUCAUAUAUAUAUAUAUAUAUAUAUAUAUAUAUAUAUAUAUAUAUAUAUAUAUAUAUAUAUAUAUAUAUAUAUAUAUAUAUAUAUAUAUAUAUAAUAACUGAAAGUGUAAAGUGUAAAAUGAAAACAUUGUAGGCUACAGAUUCAAAUCAGUAGUACGCACUGAUCUACACUGAAAAAAGGUCCUGUGAAUAUACUUAAUUUUAUUGUGUACAUCAGCACCAUAUGAUCAGAAUGUGCUCAACUGACAUAUUUGUCUCCUUUAUCUCACUUAUAUUGUCUAAUGUUCUGUCUUAUUUAAUAACUGAAACAAAAACUAUGCAGUGGCAUGUUUAAUAAUUAAAAUAGUUUGUAGAACCCUUCAGUACAGUUGGAUUUAUAUAUAUAUAUAUAUAUAUAUAUAUAUAUAUAUAUAUAUAUAUAUAUAUAUAUAUAUAUAUAUAUAUACACAUAUAUAUAUUGGGGGGACUAGAUAUAAUCUCAGAAAAAUGGUUGCAGGAAUUUUAUUUUUCAUGUUAUCUUCAUAUUUGAAAUAUAAACUCAUGAGACAUGUGACUUCCAACCCAUUACUUUUAUAGAUUGCACCAGGACUGAUUUAAUGUAUUUUUAUUUCAAAUACCGACUAAAAUAAAAUUCAGUGUAUACAA